AUCCUUAUAUCUUAUAGUAAUAAUUAACCAAAUGUUGCUAUACAAAAACUAGAAUAUGAAGAAUAAUUACAUGUUGUUUAUUACACUUAUUUUCGUCUUAUAUGGUAUUAUUGCUGCCGAUAUUAUAUGCAAAGAUAAAGGAGUUUGUGGAGACGAUGAAACCUGCUGUUUAAUAUCUCCAAAUGUUUUUGGAUGCUGUCCUUAUCCAAAUGCAACAUGCUGUUCAGAUGGUAAUUACUGCUGUCCCAAUGAUUACAUUUGUGAUUUAGAAGAACAUAGCUGUUCUCGUGGUAAUCGUAAAAGAGACAUGUUAGAAAAACAUUCAGCACAGAGGGUUUUAAAAAGUACAAAGAGAAAUCAAAUAGGAAAUGAACUUCAAGUUAAUGUUAGCUUAGAGUUAACAAACCUUGGAAAUGUUUUAUGCCCUGACAAAUGCAGUACUUGUCCAGACUAUACUACAUGUUGCUUGCUGGAGAGUGGAGAGUAUGGUUGCUGUCCUUAUCAAUCUGCUGUUUGUUGCAAUGAUUAUAUACAUUGUUGCCCCCAAAACUAUGUUUGUAACUUACCUAGUUGUGUACCGAACCAAAGAUUUCAGUAUAAAGACUUUACUAAAGUUGCAACUUAUGUUAAAAAAGAAAAUGUGUUAAAUUAUUUUAAUAUUAAAACUGUUACAUGCCCUGACAUGGUUUCAGUGUGCUCAGAAGGCAGCACUUGCUGUGAAAAGCCAGGUGGAAGUUAUACCUGUUGUCCAUAUCCUAAUGCUGAUUGUUGCUCUGAUGGAAUUCAUUGUUGUCCAUCUGGUUACCACUGUAGUUUUGAAACAAAAGGUUGCGUAAAAGAAAACUCUGUUUUACCAAUGUUGCGAAAGCAGAAAGCUAAGAUUAUUCCCCAAAACAUUAUAAAGAUUUUAAAUCCGGAAAAAGAAAUACAGGUUUGUCCUGGUGGCCUAUAUUUUUGCUCAUCAAAAGAAGAAUGCUGUUUAAUAAAACAAGAUGUAUUUGGCUGUUGUCCACAGUCGCAAAUUGUUUCGUGUGAAGAUGAUGCUUAUUACUGCCCUGAACACUCAAAAUGUGACAUAAAAAAUUUUAGGUGCAUUACCUCCAAUGGAUCAUUUGAAAACAUAAUGAAAAAGAGGCUAGCCUCUAUUGUAAAAAGUGCUUUGGCUGAACGGCUUAAUUUGCCUAUUUUAUGUCCUGAUCAAAUUCAUUCAUGUGAUUCUGCUUCUUCAUGUUGUUUACUUAAGAAUGGAACUUAUGGUUGUUGUGCUAUUUCCAAUGCUGUAGUUUGCAAUGAUAACAUUCACCAUUGCCCGCUAGAUUAUAAGUGUGGAAAAACUGGUUGUUAUAAUGCAGAAAAUUCAAUGACUUCAUUAAUGAAAAUAGGUAUUUCUAAACUUACAACUAUUUGUCAUGAUGGUGCCACAUGUUGCCCAAAUAGUUAUACUUGUUGUUUAAUUGGUGAUAAUGUGUAUGGUUGUUGCCCAUUGCCUUAUGCCACAUGCUGUAAUGACAGAAUUCAUUGCUGUCCAUAUGGUUAUAUAUGUAAUUAUGAUGGUACUUGUAGCAAUGAAGUAGAAAAUUUGAAUGCCCUAAAAUUGUUAAAAGGAUUUUCUAAACAUGGUAUUGAAAUAAGUAAAGAUUCAGUUCACACAAACGCCAUUGGUAAAGUGAAGAAUGUGGAAUGUCCAGAUGGAAUUUCUCAGUGUCCCAGUGAUAAUACUUGUUGUACUUUAGAAUCUAGUCAAUAUGGCUGUUGUCCACUGCCUAAUGCAGUGUGUUGUGCUGAUCAUGAGCAUUGCUGUCAAGAGGGUUACAGCUGUGAUGCUGGAGGGUAUUGUACUCGAGGCAAUUUAAGAGUAAAAGGUUUAGUUCACACAAAAGCCAUUGUUAAUGUGAAGAGUGUGGAAUGUCCAGAUGGAAUUUCUCAGUGUCCUAAAAAUAACACUUGUUGUACUUUAGAAUCUGGUCAAUAUGGCUGUUGUCCACUGCCUAAUGCAGUGUGUUGUGCUGACCAUGAGCAUUGUUGCCCGCAUGGUUUCAGUUGUAAUACUGGAGGAUACUGUACUCAAGGCAAUUUAAGAAUCAAAGGUUUAGUUCACACAAAAGCCAUUGUUAAAUUGAAGAAUGUGGAAUGUCCAGAUGGAAUUUCUCAGUGUCCCAGUGAUAACACUUGUUGUACUUUAGAAUCUGGUCAAUAUGGCUGUUGUCCACUGCCUAAUGCAGUGUGUUGUGCUGAUCAUGAGCAUUGCUGUCAAGAGGGUUACAGCUGUGAUGCUGGAGGAUAUUGUACUCGAGGCAAUUUAAGAAUAAAAGGUUUAGUUCACACAAAAGCCAUUGUUAAUUUGAAGAAUGUGGAAUGUCCAGAUGGAAUUUCUCAGUGUCCUGAUAAUAACACUUGUUGUACUUUAGAAUCUGGUCAAUAUGGCUGUUGUCCAUUACCUAAUGCAGUGUGUUGUACUGACCAUGAACAUUGUUGCCCCCAUGGUUUCAGUUGUAUUACUGGAGGGUACUGUACUCAAGGCAAUUUAAGAAUCAAAGGUUUAGUUCACACAAAAGCCAUUGUUAAAUUGAAGAAUGUGAAAUGUCCAGAUGGAAUUUCUCAGUGUCCCAGUGAUAACACUUGUUGUACUUUAGAAUCUGGUCAAUAUGGCUGUUGUCCACUGCCUAAUGCAGUGUGUUGUGGUGAUCAUGAGCAUUGCUGUCAAGAGGGUUACAGCUGUGAUGCUGGAGGGUAUUGUACUCGAGGCAAUUUAAGAGUAAAAGGUUUAGUUCGUACAAAAGCCCUUGUUAAUGUGAAGAAUGUGGAAUGUCCAGAUGGAAUUUCUCAGUGUCCUAAUAAUAACACUUGUUGUGCUUUAGAAUCUGGUCAAUAUGGCUGUUGUCCACUGCCUAAUGCAGUGUGUUGUGCUGACCAUGAGCAUUGUUGCCCGCAUGGUUUCAGUUGUAUUAGUGGAGGAUACUGUACUCAAGGCAAUUUAAGAAUCAAAGGUUUAGUUCACACAAAAGCCAUUGGUAAAGUGAAGAAUAUGUUAUGUCCAGAUCUAAUUUCUCAGUGUCCGGAUGGUAACACUUGUUGUACUUUAGAAUCUGGUCAAUAUGGCUGUUGUCCACUACCUAAUGCAGUGUGUUGUGCUGACCAUAAGCAUUGCUGCCAAAAGGGUUACAGCUGUGACACUGGAGGAUAUUGUACUCGAGGAAAUUUAAGAGUAAAAGGUUUAGUUCGCACAAAAGCCAUUGUUAAUGUGAAGAAUGUGAAGUGUCCAGAUGGAAUUUCUCAGUGUCCUGAUAAUAACACUUGUUGUACUUUAGAAUCUAGUCAAUAUGGCUGUUGUCCACUGCCUAAUGCAGUGUGUUGUGCUGACCAUGAGCAUUGUUGCCCAAAUGGAUACAGUUGUAUGAGUGGAGGGUACUGCACUCGUGGAAAUGUAAAAAUUAAAGGCUUCAUCCGCACAAAAGCUAAUUUGAAAUUGAAAAAUGUUGAUUGCUCAGACAAUAAUGGCUUGUGUAUUUCUAAAGAAGAUCAGAUUUCAGUUGCAAAACCUGCUAUUACAGUUGAUGAUUACACACAAGUUAAUGCAAAUAACCCACUUAGUACAACUGCGAAAGAAGACCAGUUAAAUGAGAAAAAAAAAGACUUCGUUCUGUUUUAAGCAAAUAUUAGGAAAGAAUUUAUUAUUUGAAUUUAUUGUUAAAAAUAAACUUUACAUAAAAUUAACUUCUAAGAAAUAAAUUUAAAUGUUUAUAAAGUAAAAGUGCUUUGAUUCCUUUAUAUAUUUCUUAAUAUAUUUCUUUGUCUUUUCUAAAAAAACGACAACUUUUUAAUACUUAUUUUUUAUGUUGUUUUUUUUUUCUUC
Molecule: messenger RNA, 3853 nt
Organism: Hydra vulgaris (swiftwater hydra)
Lineage: Eukaryota; Metazoa; Cnidaria; Hydrozoa; Anthoathecata; Hydridae
Product: progranulin
Cellular component (GO): extracellular region
Source: RefSeq, a predicted model, not a curated record